AUGAAUAACCAAGGAGUAAUCUAUACAGAACUGAAGGGAGUCAAGAACUCAGAGAGACAGCGAAUAAAACCUAAGGGCUCUAAAGGUCUCAUUUCAAUAGCUCAGCAGGAAUUAACAUAUGCAGAAUUAAAUCUUCAAAAUGCUUCUCAGAAUCUUCAAGGGAAUGAGGAGAACUACCACUCCAAAGGUUCACCAUCACAUCCAGAGAAGCUCAUUGCUGGGAUCCUCGGAACUGUCUGCCUUGUUCUGAUGUCCACUGUGGUAACAAUGAUUGUUGUUACUCCCUCUACUCUAAUACAGGAACAGAAUAACUCUUCUCGGAUAACAAGGCUCCAGAAAGAAUGCCAUUGUGGUCAUUGUCCAAAAGACUGGUUUACAUAUUCCAACAACUGCUAUUAUAUUACUUUUGAAGAAAAAACAUGGAAUGGGAGUUUGACAGCCUGUGCUUCUAGGAACUCUACUCUACUUUAUAUAGAUAAUGAAGAGGAAAUGAAAUUUCUGAAGUCCCUCUCAGUUAUGUCAUGGAUUCCAGUCUUUCGUGAAGGCCAUGGUCAUCCGUGGAUGUGGCAAAAUGGCUCAACUUGCAAACUACAGAUAUUAGACAUAUCACCUGAGAAAAGAAACUGUGCAGUGCUAUCCUCAGAGGGCAUAAAGUCAGAUGGCUGUGAAUCCCCAAAUAUGCAAGAACACUGGAGUGGGGUGCCAUUGCCUUCUCCAAUGAAAAGCUACCCAGAACCAAAUCUGGCUAAGGAAGCCAGGAAACAGCAAAUGAGAGGUAAGAACAGACAAAGUUCCAUUUUAGUCACUGAACAGGAGAAAACCUACAUGGAAAUAAAAUUUCAAAAUGCUUCUCACUAUCCUCAAUGGAAUGACAGGAACUACCAGUGCAAGUAUUUACCAUCACCUAGAGAGAAGUUUGUUGCUGUGAUCCUGGGAAUCAUAUGUUUUGUCUUGAUGUAUACUGUAGUUAGAAUGAUAACUUCUAUUCCAUCUACUCUAAUAGAGGAACAGAAUAACUCCUCUCGGACAACAAGGCUCCAGAAAGAGAUGAGUGAAUCUCAUACUUAUGCCAGUGAACGAGUAAAGUCUGGUGCUUCUAGACAAUGCCAAAAGAGAACAUGUAUAUUAACCACAAGUCAACGUGGACAAAACCCAUCUCCAUUUGUCCUUGCCAGAUCCGUUGCUAUAGCUAUGGGGAUUCAUUUCAUUGGAAUGGCAAUAAUAUGUAGUGCCAUGAUCAUAACUCCAUUAUUCAACCAAGAAGCUCCAAUUUCUUUGAAAGAAAAUUACUGUGGUCCAUGUCCUAAAAACUGGAUAUGUUAUAGAAAUAACUGCUACCAAUUUUUUAAUGAGAGCAAAAGCUGGUACCAGAGCCAAGCUUCUUGUAUGUCUCAAAAUUCCAGUCUCCUGAAGAUAUACAGCAGAGAUGAACAGGAUUUCUUUAGAUUGGUGAAGUCAUAUCAUUGGAUGGGACUAGUACAAGUUUCCACAAAUGGUUCCUGGCAGUGGGAAGAUGGCUCCAUUCUCUCGCCCAACCUACUAACAAUGGUUGAAAUGCAGAAUGGAACCUGUGCAGUCUAUGGCUCAAGUUUCAAAGCUUAUACAGAAAAUUGCUUAACUCCAAACACAUACAUCUGUAUGCAGAGAAGUGUGUAA
Messenger RNA from Rangifer tarandus platyrhynchus (Svalbard reindeer), 1656 nucleotides. NCBI's taxonomy places the organism in Eukaryota, Metazoa, Chordata, Mammalia, Artiodactyla, Cervidae. The record is from the annotation of a GenBank genome assembly.